GUUUUGAACUUUAGCGUAUACCUACACCAAGCCUGAAGAAGGAGUUCAGGGAAUUUAUAGCUGAAAGGUUUGCUAACACCUUCAACGUUUAUAGCCUGCUUCUAAAUCACAUUCUAGUUUGAGCUGGUGUACCAACAUACUCUAUUGGAGGGCGAUAACUUGAAACCUGGUCAGAACUCCGUGCUUUCAGCAGAUGGUCGGCGGCCCCUUCGCCAUCGUACGCGCAAACUCGGUAUCGUACCCUAUGCGUGGGAGAGAUGAACAAGUGUCUGUGUACCAUUACGAGAAAGUAGUGGAGAGAGAAUGGACAUUUUGUAGCAAAGAUUGUUUAUAGUUUAUAGUAAAAGGUUGCAAACGCGACACAAAUUCCACUGUUGAUAAACAAGGGUGGAUACAUUUUAACACACACCAAAAUUGCUCGUCUUCCGAGACGACACGAUGUGGGAACAGGAGGAAUUCGAGAAACAUUGGAGGAAUGAAUUUCCGAAUGGAGAAGUACCUCAAAUGGAUUUAAAGUCGGUGGAUGACAUUGAGGCAGAACUUGAGAAAUGUAAAGCGAAUCUUAAAACGCUUCAGCAGGCACUAUCGGAGGAGAAAUUCAAGGUAAUCUACCUACAGACCACUCUCGCGCGACAGAAAAAAAGUUACGACGAGGAGAGGUGGCAUAGGAAGGAUGAAAACCUGAACAUCGACACUGCAAAAAAAGAGAAUGAACAAAAGUCCCUGCGAACAAACGAUAAGGUAGACAGGGCUAGUAUGCGAGCAUUUGAUAGCACGAAACAACAGGCUCCAGGUAGCAAGGGCAGCACAGACCAAGACAAUGUCAUCAGCCCAGUGGUGCGAGAAAUGAGUAGGAUCAGCACCCGGACAGGUAAACCUGUCCCUGUGCCUCCGCGGAAGCCCAGCUUUCAGAAAGGGGAUAUAGCCCUACCAGCAGUCCCUCCACAGGUCGGAAACUCUGUUGGGAAACCGAGCCCAUCUGACGACAUUGGGGACGCGAGUGAUCGCGAAUAUGAGGAUGGUGAGCUGAAUGAGAAUUUCGUCAAGAGUAACCUUGUGACUCCGAAGACGAACCCCCGAGAGAGCCAGAGAACAAAUUUACACCGGGACGCCCUGCGCCCUUUCCGCAUGAGCAGGGACUUCGACUCCAGCGACGAGGGGAGGCUGUCACCGUCAUGCAUGCAGACGUUCGGCAAGGCAUCUCGCGGGUCGGGGUGCAGCACUCCAGAGAGACGAAGUGAUGGCUACUUGAGUUCGGACCACGAAGAUUCCUCCUCGGUCUCCCCGGCACAGCAGCCCCCUGCUGUGAGCCGCACGUUCUCCGGCCUCAUCAGGCCCGGUGUUUUGGAUCCGUCUCGCCAGCGUCACAGACGUCGCAUGGCAGGAGAUCCCUCACCGGGAGGCUAA
Molecule: messenger RNA, 1407 nt
Organism: Osmerus eperlanus (European smelt)
Lineage: Eukaryota; Metazoa; Chordata; Actinopteri; Osmeriformes; Osmeridae
Product: breakpoint cluster region protein-like
Exons: 2
Coding region: 439-1407 (322 amino acids)
Biological process (GO): positive regulation of GTPase activity; signal transduction; protein phosphorylation
Cellular component (GO): membrane
Molecular function (GO): protein serine/threonine kinase activity; GTPase activator activity
Source: RefSeq, a predicted model, not a curated record